CUGGCACCCCUCUUGCCUCUUCCCCUGUCCAUGAUUGUGGGGGCUGGGGAGUCACUUUCCUGGAGUAUUGGGCCCUCAAAGUGGACAUGGUGGGGUGCCCUGUUGGCUAGGAGGGGAGAAGGGUGACAAGUAGCUGUGGGGUACUGGACCAGCACUUCCCGGUGGCUUUACUACCAGAAUGUGAUCCAAACCCCUGUGUAUGGAGAGGGCCCUGGGUUUCAGGCUGUUGAUGGCCAGAGAAGCCCUUUAUGGCUUCAAGUCUCAUCUGUAAAAUGAGGAGGCUGGAUGGAAGGUCUUCUGUCCCCAUGCAGUAUUAUUGGCAGCCCGGGCCCAGUGAGUUACUCCCUCUGCCUGAAUUCAGGGUCGCUCUGCAGUCGGGCCUGGGAGGAGACGAGCUUUUUCCAGGCUCGGCCCCAGGCCGCCCCUGCGUGGCUGUGACGUCGGCUUCUCCCCGCCCGCCUUGGCUGGUGACGCAGGUGGCCACGCCCCCGCGCUUACGUCACCGGCCCGGUUCCCUCUCCCGGGAACGGCGGCAGACGCGCGGCUCCCACCCCCUCCCCUCUCGCGGGUUCUCCCCUCCCCGGUGGCGGCCGCGGCCUGACCCUCUGCAAGGCGAUGGCCCGGGCCCCGAGCGCGGGCUAGUGUGCCUGGGUGCCCGGUCAUGGGCUGUAUCGGCUCCCGGAGCCCGGCGGGUCAGGGUGAAUGUUGGAGACACAGUCGCGAUGCUGCCCAAGUCCCGGAGAGCCCUAACUAUCCAGGAGAUCGCUGCGCUGGCCAGAUCUUCCCUGCAUGGUAUUUCCCAGGUGGUGAAGGACCACGUGACCAAGCCCACCGCCAUGGCCCAGGGCCGAGUGGCUCACCUCAUUGAGUGGAAGGGCUGGAGCAAGCCCAGCGACUCGCCUGCUGCCCUGGAGUCUGCCUUUUCCUCCUAUUCGGACCUCAGUGAGGGUGAACAAGAGGCUCGCUUUGCAGCCGGAGUGGCUGAGCAAUUUGCCAUUGCAGAAGCCAAGCUCCGGGCAUGGUCUUCAGUGGAUGGUGAGGACUCCACCGAUGAAUCCUAUGAUGAGGACUUUGCUGGGGGAACUGACUCAGACAUGGCUGGGCAGCUGCCCCUGGGGCCUCACCUCCAGGACCUCUUCACCGGCCACCGAUUCUCCCGGCCUCUGCGCCAGGGCUCUGUGGAGCCUGAGAGCGACUGCUCGCAGACCGUGUCCCCAGAGACCCUGUGCUCUAGUCUGUGCAGCCUGGAGGAUGGGUUGCUGGGCUCCCCGGCCCGCCUGGCCUCCCAGCUGCUGGGCGAAGAGCUGCUCCUCGCCAAACUGCCCCCCAGCCGGGAAAGUGCCUUCCGCAGCCUGGGCCCACUGGAGGCCCAGGACUCGCUCUACAACUCGCCCCUCACGGAGUCCUGCCUUUCUCCCGCCGAGGAGGAGCCAGCCCCCUGCAAGGACUGCCAGUCGCUCUGCCUGCCACCAGUGGGCAGUUGGGAACGGCAGCGGCAAGCCUCUGACGUAGCUUCUUCUGGGGUGGUGUCCUUAGACGAGGAUGAGGCAGAGCCGGAGGAACAGUGACCCAAAUCAUGCCUGGUGAUGGCAUGCGUCCCCUGGCUGCUGCUGGGGGCAGAACCUCGUGUCCACGUGUGGGCAUGAGGCUUCCAGCAGAGCUCCAAAGCCUGGAGGGCUCCUGGGAGCACUCACUCCUCCGUUGUGUGUUUUGCAUGAAAGUGUUCGGAGAGGAGGCAGGGCCAGGCUGGGGGCGCAUGUCCUGCCCCCACCCCUGGGGUUUGCCGGGAGUUGCCCGGGGCCUCUGGGGCAUGGCUGCAGCUGUGGCAGACAGUGAUGUUCAUGUUCUCAAAUCAAAAACGCCACAUACACAGUUCCUCCUCAGAUGAUGUGAAGCCCUAAGGGGGCGGUUUUGCCUGGGCUGCGUGGGACAGAGUGGAGGGAGCCCGCCCCCGCCAUGCCUCUCUCUCCUCUGCUUCUCUCCUCACUCCCGAGUCCAUGUGCAGUGCUUGACAGAAUCACUCCCACGCGGGGCGAGGCGGGCUGGGUGUCACCCCCUGGAGCCUGUGGAUUGAACCGUCCCCCAAGGGCCCCUCGCCCAGCUGGGCUCGUGCUGUGCUUCACCUCUCCAUCAUCUCUAAAUCUUCUUCUUUUUCCGUAAGAAA
Equus quagga is the source of this 2164-nucleotide messenger RNA. It is a transcript of the gene FAM131A, whose product is annotated as family with sequence similarity 131 member A. The transcript is spliced from 5 exons. The record is from RefSeq and is a predicted model, not a curated record. Bases 249 to 1568 code for a protein of 439 amino acids. Lineage: Eukaryota; Metazoa; Chordata; Mammalia; Perissodactyla; Equidae.